This is a messenger RNA of Geodia barretti, 607 nucleotides long. The record is from the annotation of a GenBank genome assembly. NCBI's taxonomy places the organism in Eukaryota, Metazoa, Porifera, Demospongiae, Tetractinellida, Geodiidae.
UCUUCCCCAUUCGAUCGCUCUACCGAUUAUCACUAAGCGCAUGCGUUUAGCCUACGAAGAGCCCCACCCCUUUCAUUGAACCGCCCCCGUCGUGUAACGUACUUUGACCUUCGAGUGUUUUUAGUGCCAAAAGCUUGGGUGGAAAAAUGGCGGAGCAGGCGGCCCCAGCUAACCCGGGGGAACAGCCAAUAGCGACCAUGAAGCGGCUGGAUUUCAAGAAGCAGAGCUUAGACGAUGCCUACGCGGCGCCGGCGAACCUUCUCGAGAUCGAGGUGGCGAACCCAGAGACGCACGGCUUGGCGAGGAACCGUUACACGGACUACGAGGUCCGGAUGCGGACCAACAUACCCAUCUUCAAACUUAAGGAAUCGUCCGUGAGACGACGCUACAGUGACUUUGAGUGGCUAAAGAAAGAACUCGAGAGAGAUAGCAAGCAGAUUGUGGUUCCUCCGCUACCUGGCAAAGCUCUCAAAAGACAGCUUCCGUUUAUGGGAGGCGACGUAUUUUUGACGAGGAAUUCAUAGACGACAGAGCUGGAAGAGUUUGUAAACAAGUUAGAGGACUUGAGCGUUGCAUUGGAUACCAAUCCUCCCACAUGUCUCAAGGA